UUACUUGAACGCCUGAAAGUAGGACAGAUCGGUCUGUCGCUUCCGAUUGGCUGUGGAGAGAAGGCGGGCGCUAACUUGCAUAAAGGCUUGGCGCUACGGCCAGCAUCGCCUAAAGUGGAAUUGAGGGCUUAGGGUUUCCGCACUCUCACCACCGAUCUCCGAGUAAGCGAGAAAACCCACAGCUCUUCGUGAAGCAUCUUGAACUCCAACCUUUAACGACGACAACGACCAGCAACUUGUCGACAAAAUGGCGUCUCGCCCUACCGUCACCAUCGCCACGGCGGAUGGCAAGCCCAGCGGAGCGACUAUUCCUCUGCCCGCCGUUUUCGAGUCGCCAAUCCGUCCCGACAUUGUCCAGAAGGUUCACACCGGUAUCGCGAAGAACAAGCGCCAGCCCUAUGCUGUGAGCGAGAAGGCUGGUGAACAGACUUCUGCUGAGUCCUGGGGUACCGGUCGUGCUGUCGCCCGUAUCCCCCGUGUCUCUGGUGGCGGUACGCACCGUGCUGGUCAGGCUGCUUUCGGUAACCAGUGCCGUUCUGGUCGUAUGUUCGCCCCGACCAAGGUCUGGAGAAAGUGGCACCAGAAGAUCAACCUUGGCCAGAAGCGCUUCGCUACCGCUUCCGCCCUGGCUGCUUCUUCCGUUCCUUCCCUCCUGUUCGCCCGUGGUCACCGCAUCGCUAGCGUUCCUGAGGUCCCCCUGGUUGUCGACUCCAAGACCUUCGAGGGUGCUGCCCUGACCAAGACCAAGGCCGCUGUCUCUCUCCUGAAGGCUGUUGGUGCUGGUCCUGACCUUGUCAAGGUCCAGAAGUCCAAGAAGAUCCGUGCCGGUAAGGGUAAGCUCCGUGGCCGUCGUCACCGCCAGCGCCGUGGUCCUCUGGUUGUCUACAACCCCGAGGUCGAUGGCAAGGAGCUCGUCAAGGCUUUCCGCAACAUCCCCGGUGUUGAGACCUCCCCCGUCUUCUCUCUCAACCUCCUCCAGCUCGCCCCCGGUGGUCACCUUGGCCGCUUCAUCGUCUGGACUUCCUCUGCCUUCGCCGCUCUGGACGAGGUCUACGGCACUACCACUACUCCCUCUGCCCUGAAGAAGGACUUCAUCCUGCCUUCCAACCUUGUCGCUAACGCCGACAUUGCCCGUCUGAUCAACUCCUCCGAAAUCCAGUCCGUCCUUCGUGAGCCCAAGGGCGAGGCCCGUACCAAGAGGACCAACGUGCAGAAGAAGAACCCUCUCAGGAACAAGCAGGUCAUGCUGAGACUCAACCCCUACGCUGCUGCUUUCUCCAAGGAGAAGCUCGGCCAGAAGGGUGUUGAGAGCGGCAAGCCUGAGCGUGCCGGCGAGACCUUCCAGAAGAUCCUGGCUGAGGAGUAAAUUGGAGGUCAAAAACUGGUUAUUUUCUGAGGGUUCUUGAUAUGAGUUUUAUUUCUCUUCGGUUAAAAAUGGUAGUCACAGCUGAAUGAAUCAACGCUUGUGCAAUACCCGUGAAA
Messenger RNA from Paecilomyces variotii, 1482 nucleotides. RefSeq names its product putative 60S ribosomal protein L4-A. NCBI's taxonomy places the organism in Eukaryota, Fungi, Ascomycota, Eurotiomycetes, Eurotiales, Thermoascaceae. The record is from RefSeq and is a predicted model, not a curated record. The transcript has 4 exons. Gene Ontology annotation, cellular component: ribosome; cytosolic large ribosomal subunit. Gene Ontology annotation, biological process: translation. Bases 248 to 1366 code for a protein of 372 amino acids. Gene Ontology annotation, molecular function: RNA binding; structural constituent of ribosome.